Messenger RNA from Bombina bombina (fire-bellied toad), 2121 nucleotides. It is a transcript of the gene HNRNPLL, whose product is annotated as heterogeneous nuclear ribonucleoprotein L like. Gene Ontology annotation, molecular function: mRNA binding. Gene Ontology annotation, cellular component: nucleus. The record is from RefSeq and is a predicted model, not a curated record. The transcript is spliced from 13 exons. The coding region runs from base 76 to 1680 and encodes 534 amino acids. NCBI's taxonomy places the organism in Eukaryota, Metazoa, Chordata, Amphibia, Anura, Bombinatoridae. Gene Ontology annotation, biological process: regulation of RNA splicing; mRNA processing.
ACGUUCUUGGUUUUGUGUGUGUAUGAGGAGGUUCAGUGUCACUCUAACAGAAUAAGGGACAAAGGACUAAGAGCGAUGUCGUCUUCAUCUGAACAGUACGAAGAAGGGGAGUACGAGAGUCAACCCAAGAAGCUGAAAAGCGGUCAAGAGGAUGGGGAGAUAGAUUAUAACUCAGAAGAUCAGGACGGGGAAGCAACCGUGGCUGUCAUAACACCAGCCAGGGAAGAAGGCAGCUAUGGGAAUGGAGGUGGAAAUCAUCACAAGGUGUCGGUGUCACCUGUUGUCCAUGUUAGAGGACUUUGUGAGUCAGUUGUGGAGGCUGACCUGGUGGAGGCACUCACGAAAUUUGGUACAAUAUGUUACGUAAUGAUGAUGCCCUUUAAACGCCAGGCUUUGGUUGAAUUUGAAGACGUUGAGUGUGCGAAAAAGUGCGUAUCGUUUGCUACCAGUGAAGCAGUUUACAUUGCAGGUCAGCAAGCCUACUUCAACUAUUCCACUAGCAAACGCAUCACAAGACCCGCAAAUACGGAGGAUCCAUCUGGUGGGAAUAAAGUGCUGCUUCUCUCAAUUCAGAAUCCUCUGUAUCCGAUUACAGUGGAUGUUUUGCAUUCUGUAUGCAAUCCAGUUGGAAAAGUGGAACGCAUAGUUAUUUUUAAAAGGAGUGGAAUCCAAGCUAUGGUUGAAUUUGAUACUGUUCAAAGUGCCCAAAAAGCCAAAGCUGCACUCAACGGAGCUGACAUAUAUGCGGGAUGCUGUACACUAAAAAUAGAAUACGCCCGGCCCACACGACUCAAUGUAAUCCGUAAUGACAAUGAUAGCUGGGAUUACACCAAGCCUUACUUAAGUAGACGAGACCAAGGUAAAGGCCGUCCGAGACAAGCUAUUCUGGGGGACCACCCGUCUUCAUAUAGAUAUGAUGGUUAUGAUUCCCACGGUCCUUUGUUGCCAUUACCAAAUCGCUAUAGGAUGGGAUCUAGAGAUACCCCUGAACUGGUCUCUUAUCCUUUGCCACAAGCAUCCUCCUCGUACAUGCAUGGAGGACCUGCUGUAGGCUCGGUAGCCAUGGUUAGCGUUCUACAUCCAGAAAAAAUGAAUUGCUCCAGAGUUUUCAAUCUAUUCUGUCUGUAUGGCAACAUAGAAAAGGUAAAGUUUAUGAAGACAAUUCCAGGCACAGCUCUUGUGGAAAUGGGUGAUGAAUAUGCAGUUGAAAGAGCAGUCACACAUCUAAAUAACGUGAAGAUUUUUGGAAAGCGACUCAAUGUUUGUGUGUCCAGGCAGCAUUCAGUAGUUCCAAGCCAGAUAUUUGAGCUGGCAGAUGGUACAAGUAGCUACAAGGACUUUGCCAUGAGCAAAAAUAAUAGAUUUACCAGUGUUGGACAAGCCUCUAAAAACAUCAUACAGCCACCAUCUUGUGUUCUGCAUUACUACAAUGUUCCCCUGUGCGUGGAUGAAGAACUCUUCCAGAAGCUUUGUGACGACCAUGGUGUAUCCAGGUUCAUUAAAUUCAAAGUGUUCGAUGCAAAACCUUCUUCUAAAACACUGUCUGGUCUCCUUGAAUGGGAAUCAAAGACUGAAGCAGUCGAGGCCCUUACUGUAUUAAAUCAUUAUCAAAUAAGAGUGCCUAAUGGCUCCAAUCCUUACACACUAAAACUUUGCUUCUCAACUUCAUCCCAUUUGUAAAGAUCCAUCAGAGAGAGGAUUCUGUGACCCAAGCACCGUUUUCCCAUUGUGCAUAUAUAUAUAUAUACUGUAUAUUUCAUAGUGAACAUGUGUAACAUGGCCUUUUGUUUUCCCUCAUCCUUUUUCAGGUUUUAAAGCAGCACUACAUGUUUUAAAAUAGAAUUGUUUUAAAGAACAAUUUAAUUUAAACACAUUUAAUCUUAGGCCCUAUUUAACAAUGUUCCCAGGCAGAGAGCCUGUCCACCUGCUGUCACCACCAGAAGUUUCCCACUAUCUGUUGUGCGAGACCUGGAAAUGUCCGUCAUCCUGGUGGCAUCAGUGUGAAAUGAUUUUAAUCCUUAAGACUUCUGCUUUAUAGGUAGACGUUUGGUAAUAUUAUUUUAUCAUUUUAGAGGGGAUUUCAUUUUUAAUAAACUAAAUAUAAAUAUAUAAUAAACUAAA